Labeo rohita (rohu) is the source of this 2198-nucleotide messenger RNA. It is a transcript of the gene rit1, whose product is annotated as Ras-like without CAAX 1. NCBI's taxonomy places the organism in Eukaryota, Metazoa, Chordata, Actinopteri, Cypriniformes, Cyprinidae. Bases 184 to 819 code for a protein of 211 amino acids. Gene Ontology annotation, molecular function: calmodulin binding; GDP binding; GTPase activity. The transcript is spliced from 6 exons. Gene Ontology annotation, biological process: Ras protein signal transduction. The record is from RefSeq and is a predicted model, not a curated record. Gene Ontology annotation, cellular component: plasma membrane.
GGCCUGAAUCGAAACACUGCGGGCUUUAGGACCCGUGCGCGCGUUGCUCCGGUCAUCCAUGGCUUUGUAUGUUUACAGUGAGAAUUGUAUGGCAGGAAUUUUCUAACAUCAAAUAUUUAAACAUCAUUUGCAUCGAUACAAAAGUCCCAAUGGAUACAGAGAUCCUGUGACACAGUCAUUUGGAUGGAGUCCUCGCGGAGCACAGGGGGUCACUCCCGCGAGUACAAGCUGGUGAUGUUAGGAGAGGGGGGUGUGGGCAAAAGUGCCAUCAUUAUGCAGUUUAUAAGUCACAGAUUUCCAGAGGAUCAUGACCCCACUAUUGAGGAUGCCUAUAAAACACAGAUCCGCAUAGAUGAUGAGCCAGCAAACCUUGACAUCUUGGACACAGCAGGACAGGCGGAGUUCACAGCCAUGCGUGAUCAGUACAUGCGAGCGGGUGAAGGUUUCAUCAUCUCAUACUCUAUUACGGACCGCCGCAGUUUCCAGGAGGCUCGCCACUUCAAGCAGCUGAUCUACCGCGUACGCCGCACCGUUGAGACCCCCGUCGUACUGGUGGGAAACAAGUCUGACCUGGCCCAUCUCAGACAGGUGUCCGUAGAGGAGGGCAAACAGCUGGCGAGGGAGUUCCAGUGCCCGUUUUUUGAGACCUCCGCUGCGUUCCGUUAUUACAUCGACGAGGUGUUUGCUGCACUGGUGCGUCAGAUCCGCCAACGCGAGGCCGAGUUGGUGCGGGGCAGCGAGAGGAAAACCCGACGCAGCCAUUCCUUCUGGAGUCGCCUUAAAGCCCCCUUCCAUAGGAAACAGCAGUCUGAGCACUGAGAAAGGCACACAGAGAAGAAGGGCACGGUUCUCUCACCUGCAGCUGUAUUAGUCCCAUCUCCCUAAGAUGGUUUGAGACUGUAUUUAUAGUUUCUGUCUGAUUGUUUGCAAAGAUACACUCCCAAUCAUUUCAGUUAGACUAAAUCCUCACUGUGCAGGACACACUUGCAGUCGUCAUUUGGGACGUGGGCUAAUGUUUGAGAUUCAGAAAGAAAUAUUAAACUUGACAGUAGUUAUUAUUUUUUCAUUUAUGGACAGCAUUAUACUUUGUGAAGGUGAAUGUCAGGGUGAAUGUACCUCAUAUUUGAACUGAUGGGGACGUAGAAGGAUUUACUAUAUGUGUUUUUUGAAGUGAAGAGUUGGAGAUUAGCUUGUUGGAAAAAAAAAAAUGAAGGUCAAAUGAGGUUAUAAGAGAGCAGAGAGCAUGUUGUGCAGAGUAGAAAGAAGGAAAAGAAACAAAUGUGUUGCAGGAUGGGCAAAUAGCCAAGGGUUUAUGGUAGAAAUAUUAAUCUGCCAGUAUAAUGAGUACUGUAAACCAUUCCUUUUGUUAGACACAUUUUAAAAACCCUUGCUGUAGCUGAUUCCCAACUCUGUUCUUUAGCGUCUUUUCAAAAACUUGGUGAAUAACAUGUCCGGGUCACAUUUCACCAUUAAUAAAUAACAUGGGAUGCAUUGUAAAAUAUUUUCAUUAUAACUGGAAGCACAUUUCCCUCCUCCCAAAUACUCAUAAACAUAAUGGGAUGUUUUACUUUUGAGUUUUAAUUCUCAUUAUUCACACAUUUUCAUUAGAUUCUCAUUACUGUAAUAUAGUAGUAUUUUGCAUUUUAAAUAAUAUAUUUUUUAAUUACACCGUAAUGAGAAUUGUUAUGGCAAUGCAAAUGUAACAGUGGGGUUGCUUUAAAAGUAAUGCAAAAAAUGCUCCAAAAUGCACUCUGAAAUCAAAGUAGUUUAUUAUAUCAUAUAAUUUUAAAAUGUGACUUGGACAUGUGAGAUUCAAUCAUUUGGGAUGUGUUUGAUGGUAACUGAGCUGUAUGAACUAGUUGCAAAAUACACUGUAUGAAUGAUUUUUAUUUUUUAAAUCUUGCUGAGCAAUAUUCAGGUCCACCUUUAAGCACAUUAACAGACUGACCAACUUGAUUAUGAUGGAAAACAAAAUUGUUUCCUUUUUUACACAGGGUUAUUUUUAUUCCAGUGGUUUCUGUAGUUGGUGUGUAGGAAUUGAAAUACUUUAAUGUGGCUUAUAAUGUGGAUUUCCUCUUACACAUGCUGUGCACUUACUGCACAUCAAAUUUAAAUAGAAUGCCUCAUUUUGGCAUUUCGUGCAAAUGCAUGUCAUUGUUUUUCUUGUGAUUAUUAGAUUUUUUAUUUUUAAGCAGAAU